AAGGCAACGGCAAAACCUAUUCCCACUACUUGGGUUGAUUUCCAGUCCAAAGUACAAGAUGUUGGAAAAACAAGACUCUGUGUUUCCUUGGAUGAGGUCACGGAAAUUGCAUCUGAAUGUGGAAUUUCUAAACCAACGCUCAACACUGUCCUCGAUUAUCUAAAUGACACCGGAAUAAUUCUGUACUCUAAGACUAAUGAGAAGUUAAAGUACACAGUUAUUACAAACUUGCGCAUGAUGAUCGACGUCGUGACGGAAAUCAUCACAGUAGUGAAACCAGAUGAUAUUGACACGCUGCCUAUACUGAAGCAGUGGUAUAAACUCGACCGUGAGGGAAUUCUACAAGAACAGUUGCUACAUCAUUUGUGGCGACAUGAGAUAGCGAAAGAUGCCAGCAACUUAGAGGUAUUUUUAGAAAUGUUGAAGAUGUUUGGGUUACUGUUUGAGCAAGAAAAGGUAUCUCAACCUGGUAACAGAAUCUUCAUUGUUCCCACUCGGAUGCAAAUCAAUAAAGAGGGCUUGAAAGUUAGGGAAGACGAGCAGCAAACGGCAUCGUUUUAUGUGACUCCCACAGAUUUCCUUCCGGAUGCUGUCUACAAUGUGCUGGUCGUUUCAUUUUUAGACUGGAUGAAUGACAAAGGUAGGAGUGGUGAUCAUGUGGAAUUGUUUCGGAAUCGGAGUGACUUUUGCUUUGAUGAUGAGCAUGUUGUGAGUCUAGGAGCUGUCAGAAUCAAGAACAGACAUGCAUUGAAAAUUGAAAUAUCAUGUAGGAUGAAAGUUGAUGAACAUGGCAAAGAAAAAAUUCUUGAACCACAUCCUAGCAUCUGCAUGAAGGUAUUAAGUUACAUCCGUCAGCAAUUGAAAACUGUGUAUGUUACUACAGAAGGAGUUGGCUAUGAGUUACGCGUCCUUUGUAAUACCUGUGAACCUACGCUGGGACCGCUGCAUAAACUUGAGGAAUGUUUGAUGAAAGAUAGUGUGCCAUGUGGAAAAACAAAGUCAGUUGCAACUACUCGUUUUAAACGACUCUUUUCAACAGCUAAGAUGGGCCAUGCUGCUUCUUCCCUUGAGCAUGUUGUAAUUCAAGGUAAUUUGAGAUUUUUCAUGCCACCACCAUUAUUGCUUCUUCACUCACCUAUAAAUCUGUUAGGAAAACUAAUUAAAGUAUUACUACCGUCAUUCCCGGAUGUUGAGGAAGGAACCAUUUCAAAACAAUUCAGUCAUCACAGACAAAAACUAAUGAAGUGUGGAAUGAACCUGACUCCAGACAAUGUGACAAAAAUUGAUGGAUUGUUUAACAUGCCCUGUAAGGAGUAUACCGAUGGCUGGAGUAUGAUCACUGAUCUAGAAGACAGACAGAUAAUCAGCGAAAAGAAUAUGAAAGAAUUCACUGAUUCAUUAAGAAGCCUUGAAAUCCAUCCAGCAUGCAAUGCACUACAAGAUGUGCAGUCAACUGUUGAAAGUCAGGUUUAA
Anneissia japonica is the source of this 1473-nucleotide messenger RNA. RefSeq lists its product as uncharacterized. Lineage: Eukaryota; Metazoa; Echinodermata; Crinoidea; Comatulida; Comatulidae. The coding region runs from base 235 to 1473 and encodes 412 amino acids. The record is from RefSeq and is a predicted model, not a curated record. The transcript is spliced from 9 exons.